Molecule: messenger RNA, 8231 nt
Organism: Cavia porcellus (domestic guinea pig)
Lineage: Eukaryota; Metazoa; Chordata; Mammalia; Rodentia; Caviidae
Gene: Tspan32
Product: tetraspanin 32
Exons: 9
Coding region: 107-904 (265 amino acids)
Cellular component (GO): membrane
Source: RefSeq, a predicted model, not a curated record
AGGAAAGGAAAGGAGAGGAGAGGAGAGGAGAGGAGAGGAGAGGAGAGGAGAACAGAGGAGAGGAGAGCAGAGGAGAGGAGAGCAGAGGAGACGAGAGGAGUCCACCAUGAGGCCUGGGAGUCGGGUCAGGGCUGCCAAAUGCCAGAUGCUGGCUACGAGCUUCUUCAUCUUGCUGUUGGGCUUCUCUGUGGCCACCAUGGCAGUUCUCAUGUACUGUGGAGAUCGUUUUGCCGUCAUGCACCACGUGUCCUUGGAGAAGAGCCCGUAUGAUGCUGUGCACCACUGGGUGUUCUCUGUGGGGAUCAGCCUGGCAGCUCUGUUGAUCCUGGGGGCUUCCCUGAGCACCACAGCUGCUGUGAAGGAGGCCCAAGGCCUCAUGGCUGGGGGCUUCCUGUGCUUCGUUCUGGUGUUCUGUGCCCUACUGCAGGUAGCCUAUUGGAAAUUCCACAGCCCCACCCAGGUAGAGGACGCCAUGUUGGACACCUAUGAUCUUGUGUAUGACCAAGCGGUGAAGAGCCCAUCUAGCAUUCACUGGCAGGAGCUGGUUGCCAUCCAGGACACAUUUCUGUGCUGUGGGAAAAGAUCUCCUUUCGGACUUCUAGAAAGCUCAGAAGCUGACCUGUGUCAGGGUGAAGAGGCUGCAAGAAAGGACUGCCUGCAGAGCAUCCAGAGCUUCCUGAGAGUACAACAAAACAUCGUCUCUAUGCUAACCAGUGCCGGCCUGGCCCUCACGGUAUAUGCCAUGCUGCUCAGCUCCUUCCUCUGGUUUGCCAUCCACUUUGGCUACAACUUGGACCGCAAAGGCACAUACACGGUGACUUCACGAACCCAUGGCUGCCAGCCCCAGGAGUCCAGCUUCUUCAGACGUUCUCAGGAAGGGACCUGUACCUCGACAUUCCUCUGAAGUGGAGACUGUUGCUGAUUAUUAGGACCUAGGUCCUUAGUGGCCCCAGGCUCUGUUCUGAUCUCCUGUCCUGCCAUUUGUCUGCCUAUGGAGCCAACCCUUGUGUGACUGAUCCUAAAGGGAGCUAUCCUCCACAUGGUGAGGCCUGGAGAAGGGGAAAAGACUCACCUCUGGGCCCUCUGCAGAGUAGGUGUCAGCCUAUAGGGAAUAGGGCAGGGUGAGGGAGACAGGCCAAAUAUCAGGGAACUCAGGGCAAGCACAGCACUGGUAAGGAUGCUGCCUGAUGACUGCCACCAUUUGUUCUUUGUGUUUUGUAACAAAUAGCACACAUGUGGUGGCUUAGCACUGCACCCAUUCACUCUGGUAUGGUUUCUGGGUCAGACUCCUGGUGGCUUGGGCAGGCUCUCUGCUCAUGAAGCGAAAACCAAGGGGACAGGAGGACUAGGCCUGAUCCAGAGGCUGCUGGGGGAAUGUCCUUCCAGGGUAUUAGAAGAAUACAAUUUCUUGGAGUUGAAGGCCUGAUGUCACUUGUUAUUUGCUGGCUGGAGCAAGGGUCUCUCUCUCUGCUUCUUGAAGUCACCCCAUUCUUCCUAUGUCCCUUCCAUCUUCAGACCAAGGUAGGCUGAAAUGUCCAUGUGGGAGGAUUUUCAUGGUUCAGAUUCUCUGACUUCUGCCAGCUGGAAAAGUUCUCUGCUUGUGAGGCCCCAUGAAAAGUUUGGCCCACUCAAAUAAUCUCCUUACUUUAUAUGGUGAUCAAAUACGCACAACCUAAAGUUUCCAUCAUAACCCAUUUUUAAGUGCACAGUUCAGGGCAUUAAGCACAUUCACAUUGUUGUACAACCACCACCACCAGCCAUCUCCAGAACUUACUCUUUUCCUUCAAAUCCUCCAAUGCUUCCUAGAGGCUAUCCUAUGAAUGGAAUCCUACAGGAUUUGUCCUUCUGUUGGCUGGCUUGUUUUGUUUACAUAAGGUUCUCCAGAGCCAUCCAAAUUGUAGCACAUGUCAGAACUUCCAAAAGACAAAUCUUCUCAGAUUUAUAGUGGCCUCACAGUCACUUAUUCCAAGAGCUUAAGGCUGGACAUGGAACAGUCAGGGACUGAGAAAUCCUAUCUCUUACAGCACUGUCUCUGGGCAAUCAGGCCAUUUCAAUGAUGAACCAUCUAGCUGUCUCUGAAUGUUUGCAUAAUUUCCUCAAACUCGUAAGGGCUAGAGAUAUCAUGUUGGCCCAGCCCAGACUGAGGUCCCAGGGAAACUCACAAGAACUUCCACAGAUAUGAACUGUGUUCCAACCCGACCAACCAAGGGAUAAGGGAGGCUCUCAAACUAAGAACUAUCAUAUGAUGGGCAGCCACAAAGUGACAAAGGCCCACUACGCCACCUUUGUUCUCCUGCUGACACAUACAUCCUUCCUCCCUUCUUGAUUCCUCCUAUAGAAAGCUCCCAUGUCCUAUAAAGCCUUCUGCAGCCAACCAUGCACAAGACUUAUGCCCAGAAGACCAUGUUCUGCAUCUCAGGUGACAGAUGUUCCUCCUCUGGUUCCCUUCGUAUCAUCUCACCAUUCUGCAAACUAUAGAAUGAUCAUUAGGGAAGCACCAACAAUACAUCCCACAUGCUACAAUGGUGAGAAGAGAAAAGAGAAAAGGAAGUGAGAUAAAUUUAUACAGCAUAAUUAAAACAGAAAUUCCAACAGAUGCCACGCUGAAGAUGCUCAUCUCUGUGGUUGUCACCAUGCCAUAGCUGCAUUCAUGGCCUGUGUCCUCCACACAUGCUCCGUGUUCCCCAACUCUGCCUUCUUCCAAAGCUUAUCACCAAUUAGGUGGGGUGAAGACGGACACUGGGGCCACCUAGGCCCACUCAUGUUAAGCAGCAGCCUCCCUAUGUCCUCUCAUUAGAGUCACCAUCACCAAGCCGCCUGCAUGUUCUUUUAACCCAGUGACAAAGAAGCUCAGAAUGGUCAGGUGCAUCUCUUGCUCCCAGCACCCUGAUAAGAUCAUUUUGUUCUCCAGUAGAAACCUUCCUUCAUUUGGCUAGUAUGAUCUCUAACUCAGGAAAGCAGGAUCUACCAGGGCCAAGAAGCAAAAUUGUUGAGAAUGAUUCAUUGGCUGUAAUCAUAAGGGUUGUUACCUCAGUUUUACCCUUCAGGCUCCCAUCCUGUGGGUUCUGGUUUGAGGAAUGGCACCAUUCUCUGGCUAUGGGUAAGGCUGUAUUGGUAAGAAAACCCUGCAAUCUUGCAGCAGCAUCUCCCACUGUGGUCCUGAAUGAUGCCCAAUAAAUCAUCCCAGUGUCCCACAGGGCAGCCUUGUUUGAGUAAUAGCAUAAAUGUCAACCCCAGUGAAAUUCAUGAGACCUACCCCUGGUCUUAUGUCUUCAGAUGUUAAGCCAGUUCCUUGACCCAAAACAGUGAUAUGUGGUGCUAUGGUUUGUGUGUCCCUCAGGGCUUUCUGUGCUGGAGUUUAAUCUCCACUGUGGGGGAUUACAAGGGUGGAAGCUUAAUCUCAUGUGUUUAGAGGCAGGGCCUUAGGAUUAGAGACGGUGUGCUCUAUUUGGCAGCAUAUAUACUAAAAUUGGAAGGAUUAGAGAGGGUCACGAGAGUAGAGCCCCAUAGUUGGACUCUGGUGACUUUAUGAGAAGAGAGAACAAGACCACACAGAUGUAUACUCAUAUCCCCUGUCAUUUAGCAUGCAAUGCCCUGCCCAGCCUCAGGACUCUGCCAGCAAGGAUGCCUUCACCAGAUGUGACCCUGGUCCUUACAUCUGCCAUAUAAACCUUGUUUCUUCAGAAGUAUCUUGCUUCAAGUAUUUCAUUAUAGUAAUUAUUCAUGGGCUAAUAUAGGAAAUCAGUACUGAGAGCAGGACCAAUACUAUACUGUACCUACAAGUGUGGAAAUGACUUUGGAAUUGGGUGGCUGGCAGUGGAAAGAAGGGUUUGGAGGGGCCAGCCAGGAAAUCCUUGAGUGCUGCAUGUAGUCCCUAUGGGCGUUCUGAAGACAGCUCAGGGGAAAUUAGGAAAUAAGGGCAAAGCUAGGUUGGUUUAGAGAAUGUCAGACAUAUGCUGAGGGACGUGUGGACAGAUAAGUUUUCAAAUGGAAAUAAGGGCUCUGUUGGAAAUUGGAUUUAAGGCUGCUUUUGAUACAUUGCAGCUAAGACCUUGGGUGCAUUAUGUCCAUGCCCUGAGACUUGGUGGAAGGCGGAGUUUAAGGAUGAAUUAAACAGGAUGUGGUGGGGCCCGCCUAUAAUCUCAGACCUCAGGAGGCUAAGGAUUCUUGCUCCAGGAGGAUCUAUGAGUUUAAAGCCAACCUGAACUACAUAAUGAGACAAGAGAGAGAGAGAGAGAGAGAGAGAGAGAGAGAGAGAGAGAGAGAGACAGAGAGAGACAGAGACAGACAGAGACAGACAGAGACAGAGAGAGAGACAGAGAGAGACAGAGACAGAAAGAGACAGACAGAGAGAGAGAAGAACAAGGAAAUAAAGAAAAAAGAAUGAUGGGCUAAACCAACUGUAGAGGCACACACCUGUAAUCUCAGGCCCUCAGGAGGCUGAGGCAGGAGGACUGCAAAUUGAAAGCGAGCCUGUGCUACAUUGUGAAACUCCAUCUCAAAGAAAGCAAAUACAUAAAUAAAAGAAUCAUAUGAACUUUAUUUGUUGAAAUAGAUUUCAAUAUGAUAAAGCAUUCAGGGGUGGGAUGGGUGUUACUGUCUGCUUUCAGUCAGUUACAGGGAGAUUCAGGAGUGAAAGGAAGAGGAGCAGAGAGACUUGGAAAAUUCCUAGCCUGAGCAUAAAGAUCAAGGAAAACUGAGUAUAAGAAUACAAAACAGAACUCACUUACUGAAAAUAAUAUUGCACAUCAAAGGGAAACAUGCUUUGCAUCAGAAUAGUUGGAAAAAGUCUUCCAGUUAUCUCAGAAAUCUUGGUGAAAACUCUGCUCUGGGGUGUCUGGUCAGUGGAGGGAUCUCUAAGUCACCUGUGUAUAGGGACAGACAUCUUCCAGACACGGUCAAAUUGCAUUCCAGAUACUGGUCUCAAAUGAUGCGGUCACCAACUCCGCAUGGGAACUCUGCUUUGCAAACAUCCUUUUCCAUGCAUCUAAACAUUAUGCUAGUCUGGUAGGGGCCAGACGGCACUGCCUCCCAUUUCUCCGCUGAUGGAUCAGGUUUUUAUAUCUCUAAUUUCUACUCUGUGAGACACCUAUCUAUGCCUCUUGCCCAUUGCUGGAUGGUGUAAUGCACCCCUUCUUGCUGAGGUAUGGGGGAGAUCUUAUGUAUUGCUUGUUAGAGAUCAUGUGUUGUUUACUCGUGUGGUAAAUGUCUGUGGCUUGGCUUCUGCUCUCCUUAUGAUCACUUUUGGUGAACAGAUAUCUUCUGUUUUCUGUCUCUUUGUGACAGUUUGGUACAGAAAAGCAAUGGAAGAAUUGCUUGAUGGUUAAUUCUAAGUGUCGCCUUGGCCAGGGCACAGCUGUUUGUCCAACACCAGUCUAAACGUUUCUAUGAGGAUGUUUUCCCAUGUGCUAGGCAUUUGAGUCAGUAAGCUGGGAGCAGAGCAUCUCAUGGAAGGAGGAAUUCAGCCUUGAGACUGAUGCAGAACUCUGUGUUUCGUCUGCCGGUCUGACCUGUAGGGGUCAGGCUCAAAUAAAUCUGGGUUUGUGUGUAGAAAUGCAUGUGUAAGAUGCAGGAUAUUAGUUCUGUUUCUUUGGGGAACCCUAAUAGGCCCGUCACCUACAUAAGAGCGGUGGCAGGUAUUUGCCUCGAUCUGUGCCCUGUGGAGGCUCUAACGUGAAGGCAUCAUCCAGAAAGCCACUUCCUGUUCUUUGCAUAGGCUGCAAAACUACACUGACUCCCGUCUCUCUACCCUUUUUUGCAUCCCGCUGGAAGCCAGCUGCCAUAUUGAGGGCAGCCCUGUAGGGAUUCCAGGCAGCCACCAGCUGGAGGGAAAGUGAGGCCCUCUCAGGAGCUGAAACAUCCCCAGUCACUAAGAGCGCACAGAAGUGGGUCCUGCAGGUGAGCAUACCGCCCUGGCCACUGAGAGUGGCCUCAAAAGAAAACUUGGGCCAGAAGAUUCACCACUAAGCUGUGCUCCAAUUUUUGCCUCAAAGAAACUUUGAGACAGCAGAUGCUUUCUGUUUUUUUCCAGUGCAGCUGAGCUUAUAGAUUUAAUAAAACUACCAAAGACAAAAUAUGCUUUUAAAAGCUACAGUUUUUAGCCAAGCAUGGUGGCUCACAUCUGUAAUGCCAGCACUUGGGAGGCUGAGACAGAAGGAUUACCCAAGAAUCUGAGGCCAGCCUGAAUUACACAGGAAACAGUGUCUCAAAAAUAAAAAAUAAAAUAAACAUGUAGAAAUCUAUAGUUUUUAAUCAAUAUAUCAAAAAUCAUUUUAAAACACAAUUUUGGUACCAAACCUUAACAAUUUGAGACCACUAUUUACAAAAUCUCUAAAUGUAAUUACAGAACUGAAAAAGAUAAAACUAUAAUUGUAAAACUAAAAAAGAUAAAGAAAUGAGACAAGUUUAUUUUUAACAUGACCAUUAAAAAGAGCCAAGCAAUGAAGCAAUUAAGACAUACCAGCACGUGAAUGAGCAGUGAAUGAUAGGUAACAGGGAAUUUUCUGGAAAAGUGCAAAUGGCUAAUAAACAUGGAGAGGUGCCCAGCUUGAAUAUGGAGGGGAAGAAGCAAAUGUAAAGUGAGCUGUUACCUUCUGGGCUAGUUCGUGACACAGCCGUCUGAAGAGGCACAAGAUGUUGCAAAGAAUCAUGCAGCAAGCAGGCCUGGGUACACCCUGUGCCAGGCUCCCCCGGGGCUGAUGCAUGCAUAACCACAGAGUCAACACCCACGAGAACCCACAGCGUAGCUCUGCAUCCCACAGCUGGUCACAGGCUCACCUGCACCUCUGUGUGUGCACCCCUGUGAGUGAGACUCGUGCAACGUCAUUGUGCAGGUUACUUUAUGAGACCGCCACCAGAGUCAGCCCCCACCGCCAUCUCCCUCCUGCUGCCACGCCCUCUUUGAUGGAUAAUCUUGCUUACCAGUUUGGCUGGGUUGAGAGACAGUUAGAAGAUAAGUAACGUGGAUGUCUGGGUGUGUCCCUGUGGGUGGUGGGGUGGAGAUUUGGGGACUGUGUGUGGCCCCUGGCCUCUUCUUCUCUGCCUCUUCUCCUGUUCUCUGCAGUCCAGAGGCCAUGAGGAAGGCAACCUUCCUCUGCCCUACCCUUCCUGUGUGAAGCUUCUGCCUCACCCAGGGCUAAAUCAAUGUAGACAGCUAUGAAUUAAAACCUAGCUGGGCUUGGUAGUACACAUCUAUAAGCUCAGCACUUGGGAGGCUGAGGCAAGGGGAUGCCCACAGGGUCUAGGCCAGUCUGAACCACAUAACAAAACUGUGUCUCAGAAAACAACAACAAAAAUCUCUGAAACCAUGAGCCAAAAUGGAUCUUUUUUCCUGUAAAUUUCCUCCACUCAGGCCUAGGGAUUGAACCCAAGGUUUUCACAGAGCUAUAUCUCUGACUUUUACAUUUUUAUUUUACUUUAUUUCAUAACAAAGUCUUGCUAAAUUGCUAACUUGUCCAGACUGGGUUUGAACUUGCAAUCUGCCUGCCUCAGUUUCCUAGAGUGCUGGAAUUAUAGGACGCAGUACCAAACCAGGUUCUUAAGUUGUUUGUUUGAAGUAUUUGUCAUGGUAACAGACAUCUGGUUAACACACCCAUAAACCUCCCCAGCAAUCCACAGCCCUGAAAACCACUAAUCUGUUCUCCAUCUCCAUAGCAAUGUCAUUCCAGGAACAUUAUGAUUACAUGACCUUCGGGGCUGACCUUUGUCACUCAGCAUAAUUCUUUUGAGAUCUGCUUAUGCCCUGGUGUGUAAUGAUACUCUUUUCCUCUCUACUUCAGACUGAUGGUUUACGGUGGGGAGGGGGGAGCACAAAUUUGUUUAACCAUCUGUUUUUAAGGCACAUUUUGAUUGAUUCCAGUUUGGGGCUAUUAUAAAGAAAGUAUCCAUGACUGUCCAUGUCCAUUUUUAUGAGUGGACAUGGAUUUUCUUUGCUUUUGAACAGAUGCCUUAGUGUGCAACUGCAGUUCACAUAGUACUUAAGUCUUUAUGUUCCUAAGAAACUGCCAAUUUGCUUAUGUCUAUAAUCUUAGUACUUGGGAAGCAGAGGCAGGAAGAUCACAAGUUUGAGGCUAACCUGGGCUGCAUAAAAAAAGGCCCUCUUUCAAAACUCAAAAAGAACAAAGAAGAAAGAAAGAAAGAGGCAGACAGGAAGAAAGGAAGGAGGGAAGAAAUGAAGGAAGAAAAGAAGAAAGAAAGAAAGAAAGAAAGAAAGAAAGAAAGAAAGAAAGAAA